GGCGCCCCUGUCUUGCGCGAUGCAAGCGAACAGCAGCCGCUCCAAUUUAAGCGCUCAAUCCUCCGGCACGCCUUCGGCCUCAACGAUCUCCUCGUCCCAGGGCAAACAACAAGUUGUCGAACUAUCGGGCUAUGUUAUUAUACUCGUCGAGAAUGUGGAGGGUAAAAUUAAAUUAUACGGCUCACCGCCCGAUCGCGAUAAUCUGGAAGUGGGCGAUGAGAUACUCGAGGUCAAUGGCCUGACCCUGGAGAAUAUAUCGCGCACGGAGGUCAUUCGCCACAUACACGACUGCAUCAAAUCCUGUACCAUCUGUCUACGUGUGCGAAAGAAGAAUGAUUCACGCCUGGCCUGGGAUAUUGGCAACUCGGUGCAGGACGCCUUCGUCAUCGCCGUGGAGGAGCACGCCCGCGAGCGUCUGCAAAGAUUGGCGGCCUUGAACCGGGUCACGCCCGUCGACAUCACCCAGCUGUCCAAGAAGCUGCAGCAAACGAAGAGCGGUACUGCAACAAGUCAGCGGCAGGACCUCAGCUUCCUGAACGAGUCGACGCCGAUCUAUGUGACGUCCUUCACCAGCAACCAGAUCACCUGCAGCAGCUCCACCAUGACGACGGCCACCGCCGGAGGACCGAUAAGUGCACCAUCGCUGGCCCCGACGACGGCCACCACCACCGUGCCCACGGCAUCGUCGCACACCACCACGGUGGUGGCCCAGAUCGAGCAUGGGGCAGCAUCGGCGCUGGUUAGUGCCGCAGUGGCCGCGGCCACCGCCGCCGAUCGCAAUGCCAAUAACACCACCUCGGCGGCCCUGAAACAGACUGUGAAUUGCAUUGGCAAUAGCGCCGCCAGCACGGCCAGCACCACCGGUAGCUCCACCAGCAGUGCCACGGGUCACAUUUACCAGACCAGCCAGGCGCAGCAGCAGCAGUUGCAACAGCUGCAGCAGCAACUUGCGGCAGCAGCGGCGGCAGGGAAGCCCCUUCAGGCCAAGUCCCUGCUGGCCAGCAGCUUGCAACAUCUCGCCGAGGAGGUGGACAACGAGGAUCUGGACGACGAUGACGAUGUGGAUGGGGCCAACUACUGUGGCAUCACCUACAUCAGCUACAACAACAAGCAUGCCCAGUUGCCCACGACGACGUUGCCGGCCACCACCGCUUUGCCAGCGGCAGCUGCCACUUUGGCCACCACCGCAGCGAUCCACCACCAGAGGCAGCAGCAGCACCACCAUCAUCAGAAUUAUCCAGGAGGAGGAGGAGCAGUUGCAGUUGCAUCUUCUGGCAAUCAACUCAAUCGAGCCACUGCACCGGCACCACUGCAACUUGGAGGUCCUGUGAAUCCCAGUUUUGUGGAUGCCCAGACAUCCACUUCACCGCUGAUGGCCAGUUGCGAGAUUAGGAUGCAGCAAGAUCCGCCAACGGAGCGGCAUGUCCAUGGCACCACCACUCCGAAAACGGAGUACUCCACGGCCAUUUCCAGUGGCCAAUUGCAGCAGGCCUUUGCCGAAUUGCAGCUGCACUCCAGCAACAAUAAUGCAACACAGCAACAGCAACAUUUACUUUUAAGCAACAACAAUAAUAGCAAUAAUUCAAUGGCAGCGGCACAAACAACGGCAUCUCUAAUGAAGAAUUGUGAUCUACUGAUAUCGAACAAUCUGUAUCCACCGAGAAGAGAGUUACUAGAAGACGUCAUCGUCCAUCAAGCCAGUGAUGUCUAUUCAUACGGCACGAGUGCAACAGCAGCAAUCGCCAGUAGCAGCAACAGAUCACAACAGCAACAUCAGUUGCUGAGUGCCGCCUACGAGUUGCAGCAGCAACAACAGCAACAGCAACAGCAACAGCAAUUGCAACUGCAACAGCACCAACAGAACAGUCCCACAAGUAGCAUAUCAAUAGGAAGAACUGAACUUUUACUGGGCGAUCAGAGUCUGCGACAGGAUCCCAAAGGGAAUCGCCGGCGCUCCGGCUCAAGCAUUGUUGUGCUGGACGGGGACGACCUGAAGCCAUGUCUGCCGGAUGACUACAUAAGCGGCCAGCACCACCUGAACCACCAGCAGCAGCUGCAACUGCAGCAGCAGCUACAGCAGCAACAUCCGCUCCAGCAGCAACACUACCGCACGCACUCGGGCGACAUCAGGGAGAUUGACCAGGAAAUGCUGACCAUGCUGUCCGUGAACCAAGAUAACGGUCCACACCGUGAGAUGGCCGUCGAUUGUCCGGACACGUUCAUCGCACGUAACAAGACGCCACCCAGAUAUCCGCCUCCCCGUCCACCGCAGAAAUACAAGAAAAGCACCACCAACACCACCACAAUCACAGCUAUGACUAACAAUGAUCAUGCUAACUUUGUGUUAAUUGCUGCAUAUCAUUCUUCACAUCAACAUGAACAACUUCAACAACAACUACAACAACAACCACCACCAUCACCACAUCAUGAACAACAACACCCAUCAAAAACAACAACAAUUGCACUCGAUGUGGCCACACAAAAUCUGUACAAUCAAAAACAACAAAACAAAUUGGAACAAAUCGAAAACUAUGAAAAUUGCCUGCAAUCGGAACAACACGAACAACUUGAGCAGAAGCAACAGCAACAUCAGCAACAAUUGCAAGUAGCAACCGCAACAGCAGCAACACAAAUCGCCCAACAACAAACGCCCAGCCACAAGUUGCAGGCAACACUAAGUAGCGAUCCUAAUGGCAAUAGCAAUGCAAGUGCCAACGGCGGCAACAGCAACACCAACACCGUCGGCAGCAGCAGCAGCAACAGCAACAACAGCAGCAUCACGGACGACUUCCUAUGCGUUGUGGAUGGUCUAUAUCAAGGACGCAAGGAAUCUGCCUCGCCCUCGUCGAGCGCCUUCGACGAGGUGAUGAGCAAACAUACCCUGGACUCCUUUGGCAGCAUCGCCUAUCGUCACCUGCACCAGCAACAUCAGGCGACGAGCAACGGCAAUGGCAGCAGCAACAGCAAUAGUAACUGCAACAGCAACAGCAAUACCAGCAACAACACGGCCGAGUCGAGUAAAACAAAUGCAGCGGUCGGGGUCACCAACAGCAGCAACAGCAACUCGCUGAACAGCAGCAACAGCUCGAUGCACACCAGCAGCAGCAGCAGCGGUCACAGCAGCAACAUUGCCAGUGCCACAUCCACCAGCAGUUCAACGGUGCCCGAUGACUUGAGCUUGGCGCCCCCUGGUUACGAGGUGAGCCAGCAGCAGCAGCAGCAACAUCAGGUUGCUCCCGUUUCGGCGUUGCUGCCACCGAUGGCCAAGCAUCGCGAGUUGCCCGUGGAUGUUCCAGACAGCUUUAUCGAGAUGGUGAAGACUCCGCCAAGAUAUCCGCCACCUGCCCAUCUCUCUUCUCGCGGAUCACUUUUAUCGAACGGCAGCGCCUCCACCGCCCACACCACGCUCUCCUCGCUGGGCGUGUCGCCUGCAGCUGCAACAGCUGCAACAGCAACAGCAGCAACAUCAGCGACAUCACCGACAGCAGCAACAUCAGCAUGUGCAACCGCAAGUGUUGCUGCUGCGGUCUCUGGUGUUGCUGACGUUGGUGAUGCGAGGCGGGUGGCCGAUGAGCUCAAUGGGAAUGCGAAGCCCGUACCGCCGCCCCGUGAUCACUUACGGGUGGAAAAGGAUGGGCGUCUGGUCAACUGCUCUCCUGCCCCCCAACUUCCGGAUCGCCGGGCGCCGGGAAAUGCGAGCAGCGGCGGUCCACCGCAUCCGCUGCAGCAACAGCAGAUCGCCCAGAUAGUGGAGCCCACUCUGGAGCAGCUGGACAGCAUCAAGAAAUACCAGGAGCAACUGCGCCGACGACGGGAGGAGGAGGAGCGCAUAGCGCAGCAAAAUGAGUUCCUGCGGAACAGUCUUCGCGGCUCCCGGAAGCUGAAGGCGCUCCAGGACACGGCCACGCCCGGAAAGGCGGUGGCCCAGCAGCAGCAGCAACAGGCAACGCAGGCCACUCAGGUGGUGGGCGUGGAGAAUGAGGCGUAUCUGCCCGACGAGGACCAGCCGCAGCCGGAGCAGAUCGAUGGCUAUGGCGAGCUGAUAGCGGCCCUCACCCGCCUGCAGAAUCAGUUGAGCAAGAGCGGGCUGAGCACGCUGGCGGGUCGCGUCUCGGCCGCCCACAGUGUCCUGGCCAGCGCCAGUGUGGCCCAUGUCCUGGCCGCCCGCACGGCUGUGCUCCAGCGACGGCGUUCCCGGCUCUCCGGCCCACUGCAUCACAGUGCCCUCGGACUGCAGAAGGACAUCGUGGAGCUGCUGACGCAAUCGAAUACGGCGGCGGCCAUCGAGCUGGGCAACCUGCUGACCAGCCACGAAAUGGAGGGCCUGCUCCUGGCCCACGAUCGCAUUGCCAACCACACGGAUGGCACGCCCUCGCCCACGCCCACGCCCACUCCGGCCAUCGGAGGAGGCGGUGGAGGAGGAGCGGGAUCCACACUCAGUGGUCACAGCAGUCCGGUGGCAGGACCUAAGCGAAACCUCGGCAUGGUGGUGCCCCCGCCCGUGGUGCCGCCACCACUGGCGCAGCGCGGAGCCAUGCCACUGCCCCGCGGGGAAUCCCCGCCGCCGGUUCCCAUGCCACCGCUGGCCACAAUGCCCAUGUCCAUGCCCGUAUCACUGCCGAUGAGUGCGUGCUUCGGCACACUGAACGAUCAGAACGACAACAUCCGGAUCAUACAGAUCGAGAAGUCAACGGAGCCGCUGGGCGCCACGGUUCGCAACGAAGGCGAGGCGGUGGUCAUCGGGAGGAUUGUGCGCGGUGGGGCGGCGGAGAAGUCGGGACUGCUGCACGAAGGCGACGAGAUCCUGGAGGUCAAUGGCCAGGAGCUGCGGGGCAAGACGGUGAACGAGGUGUGCGCCCUCUUGGGCGCCAUGCAGGGCACUCUGACCUUCCUGAUUGUCCCAGCGGGCAGUCCACCGUCCGGCGGAGUGAUGGGUGGAACCACCGGGAACACACUCUCCGGACUGGGUGGAGCACAUCGCGACACUGCCGUGCUGCAUGUACGGGCGCACUUCGACUACGAUCCGGAGGACGAUCUGUACAUACCCUGCCGCGAGCUGGGCAUCAGUUUCCAGAAGGGCGAUGUCCUGCAUGUGAUCAGCCGCGAGGAUCCCAACUGGUGGCAGGCGUAUCGCGAGGGCGAGGAGGACCAGACCCUGGCCGGUCUCAUUCCUAGUCAGUCGUUCCAGCAUCAGCGCGAGACCAUGAAGCUGGCCAUUGCGGAGGAGGCGGGCCUGGCCCGGUCCCGGGGCAAGGACGGAUCGGGCAGCAAAGGAGCCACCCUCCUUUGUGCGCGCAAGGGUCGCAAAAAGAAGAAGAAGGCCAGCUCUGAGGCGGGGUAUCCCUUGUACGCCACCACGGCGCCGGAUGAAACGGACCCGGAGGAGAUACUCACCUACGAGGAGGUGGCCCUGUACUAUCCCCGCGCCACCCACAAGCGGCCCAUCGUCCUCAUCGGCCCGCCCAACAUUGGAAGACAUGAGCUGCGCCAGCGCCUGAUGGCCGACUCGGAGCGGUUCUCCGCCGCAGUGCCACACACAUCACGAGCCCGCAGGGAGGGUGAAGUGCCCGGAGUCGACUACCACUUUAUCACGCGUCAGGCCUUCGAGGCGGAUAUUCUGGCUCGCCGCUUUGUGGAGCACGGCGAAUACGAGAAGGCCUACUACGGCACAUCACUGGAGGCCAUACGCACGGUGGUGGCCAGCGGCAAGAUCUGUGUGCUCAACCUGCAUCCGCAGAGCCUCAAGCUGCUGCGCGCCUCCGACCUCAAGCCUUAUGUGGUGCUGGUGGCGCCGCCCAGUCUGGACAAGCUGCGCCAAAAGAAGCUGCGCAACGGCGAACCUUUCAAGGAGGAAGAGCUCAAAGACAUCAUUGCCACGGCCAGGGACAUGGAGGCCCGUUGGGGUCACCUAUUUGAUAUGAUCAUCAUCAACAACGACACGGAGCGCGCCUACCACCAGCUGCUGGCCGAGAUAAACUCGCUGGAACGGGAGCCGCAAUGGGUGCCCGCCCAGUGGGUGCACAACAAUCGCGACGAGUCAUAAUGGGGUGUUGUCCAUCCCCACUACAUCUACUACGCCCACUUCCCCCGAGGAUCCACCCGCCUACACCCCCAAAAACCCAAACUCUUUGUAAAUACAAUUUUCAAUUGAGCCAUGAAGCGGAGGGCAGGAUCGAUUCCAGUCCAGUAGUUCGGUUUGCCUGCCGAAGCGAUUACCCCAUACCCCUCCAAUAUUAUAUAUAUAUAUAUAUUUAUACUAUUCGUUGCAUAUAUGCAUUUUAGUCUUAGAGCGAAAGGUUUUUAAUCGUGUGUUUCUCCCUGUUUUGAAAGCAUUCCAACCUCUUUAUGUAUGUUCACAAAAUUUGUUGUUCGAUGAACCACUAUUGGAGAUGCCGCAGAAAAAUCUAGUUAUAUGGAAUCACCAGUUAAGUUUACAACUUUGUGAAGAUUGCGCUAUAUGCUAGAAUUAAAAAGUAAUUUCAAAUCAUUAGUGAUUUCUGUGGCAUUGCCGUUUAUAUUUUUUUUUUUACGACUACCACUAACUUAUAUUGUAAACGUAUUUUUUUGUUUAAACUAAGCUUGAGCACUUCCUUAAUUUCAAAGGGGCAAAUUGGAAUUGUAAAAUAACGAAUGAGCGAUGGAAGGAAUAGGAGCCCAAAGGCCAGAAUCGAUUUGAUAGUACCCAAUAAAAUGUGUAAUAAUACCCAUAAGCGACUCCGGGUGUUCACAGAGCCAGAUCCGUAGGCAGCUGUCCGAUGGGAAAUCCAUGGAUACAGAUUCAAAUUCAGAAACAGAAGCAGAUGCAAGUGUUGCAAUUACGUAAUCUAUUUACUUUAUAAAAUAUUUAAUAUACGGAUAUACAUACACAUAAAUUAUAAAUCGAAGCGUACUUAAUACAAUUAAUUUUUAACAAAACGAAUGCAAGAGCA
Messenger RNA from Drosophila rhopaloa, 6929 nucleotides. It is a transcript of the gene sdt, whose product is annotated as MAGUK p55 subfamily member 7. Gene Ontology annotation, cellular component: adherens junction; plasma membrane. The record is from RefSeq and is a predicted model, not a curated record. Lineage: Eukaryota; Metazoa; Arthropoda; Insecta; Diptera; Drosophilidae. Gene Ontology annotation, biological process: generation of neurons; protein localization to plasma membrane; morphogenesis of an epithelial sheet. Bases 20 to 6043 code for a protein of 2007 amino acids. Gene Ontology annotation, molecular function: protein binding. The transcript is spliced from 16 exons.